GCCCCUCCCAUGCCAGAAGUACAGUUUAUAACAUUCUUGGUGAAUGUGAAAGAUUAACCUCUUUCUGCAUUCAAGAUGAAAACUUUUAUCUGCUACUGUGUGGUACUCCUGGUGGGAAUUGGACAUGGCCAGGAUUUGACCCAAACAGAAGAGAAGCCUGGAAUUUGUCCCGAAGUUGGAAUAUUAGUUCUGGGAAGAUGUGACAAAGAAUGUAAUACAGAUAAUGACUGUCUCCAAAAUCUUAAAUGUUGUCAAACUGGAUGUGAUGGAUUAGAGUGCAAGAUACCAGAUGCAAAGCCAGGAAUUUGCCCUUCCCAUAAUGUGACAGUAGAAUCAUGCGAGAGUCAAAAUACUUGCAGAUCUGAUGCCAACUGUGAGGGCAAUUUGAAAUGUUGCCCUAGAAAUUGUGGCAGUUCCUACUGCGAAUCUCCAGAAGAGACUAAAGUAACAGCCAGUCCCUGAAAGGAUAUACCAUGGACCCUGAAGAAUUGAUGUUCACCUGAAUCCUGAAGAAUUCUAAGUCCACCUCUGAGUUUCCUAUACCCUGAUGAACCCUCCCCAAAACUAUAACCUUUUAUAUAAUAAUCAAAGACACAAUAAACAAAUAAUAAACAAACAAUAUGUUUGUAGCCAUCUGUCUUUAGGAGUAGAUACAGGAUCAGAGGAACAGCUCUGAUUCUGUCCUUUGUGAAGGGGUCAAUUUGUUUCUUCUGCUCAACUGAACAAAUCAAUUUAUUUCUCAUUAAAAGUACAGUAUUGUAUGAAUUAAAAUUGUGCAUAAGAUUAAAUUACAAUAUUUCUGAUUAUACAAA
Messenger RNA from Bombina bombina (fire-bellied toad), 812 nucleotides. Its product is annotated as WAP four-disulfide core domain protein 2. Gene Ontology annotation, molecular function: peptidase inhibitor activity. Gene Ontology annotation, biological process: antibacterial humoral response; innate immune response. The record is from RefSeq and is a predicted model, not a curated record. Gene Ontology annotation, cellular component: extracellular region. Lineage: Eukaryota; Metazoa; Chordata; Amphibia; Anura; Bombinatoridae. Bases 76 to 462 code for a protein of 128 amino acids. The transcript has 4 exons.